AUGCGCAGCAAAGUACCAGUAGGCAAGUCCUCACCUCGUCCUCACGUGCAGGUGAAUAACUACGGGCGAAUUAACUCGCCCGUCGAUGACAUCCGUGUAGCCAUGGCGAAGAAUGCGAGCAAGGCGGGAAGUCCUACCGCCGCCUCCGGUGCGAGUUGUGACGGGGACAAUGGAGACGAAGCGAACGCCGACGACGCCGAGGAGGAUUGGCCAAAGAACGGCCACAACGACAGCGCUUCGGGCGACGAAUUAGGUCCUGCCAACAUCGAGGAGGACGUCUGGUGGAAUCGGCCGGUCGGGAGCGACGACGAGGUGGAAGAGUGGCGGGCUGGUGAUUCCGACAACGACGGAGGUGAAAAUGCGCAUGGUGACAACGCAGAGGCAGCGGCGGAUGCACAGGAAGCGGCGGUGGAUGCGAAUGAGGAGGCUGACGACGAGGCGGGGGCGGAACUUGAGACAGUUGCGCCUGCGGAUGUGGAUGCUGUGGCGGAGUCGGACAAGGUUGCUGCGGAUGCCAUCUUAUUUGACGAGGAAGGCGGCGACGACGACCCAUGGAGCCUUGGGCCUGACGACGACGUUUUGCUACUGAAGCGGAGGCUGCCCCAUUGCCUACAGUCCAAGUCGAAGCGGGCCCGCGUGGUGCUCUCUGAUGACGACGGUCCAGGGGAGGAGCGUCGCCCGAUACUCACCGCUGCGGAGAAGGGGAAAGCCAAGGUUGCGGAAGCCCCUGCUAAGGCCCCUACUAAGGCCCCUGCUCGUCGCCGCACAAGCAACAAGAAGCAGACAUCCGAUGGAGACCCGGUAUCCAGCAAGGGUGCGGCUAAGAAGAAGGCGAAGAAGGCGCCGAAUCCUGACGACAUCGUCGUGAACGAGAAGCUGGGCAGCGACGAUGAGUACGCGGCAGCGGGAGGCCCGAUUCCCACGUUCCCUGAGAAGGUCACGCCGAAGGACCCCACCCUCCAUAAUCCCAACACCCGACCACCUUCCCCUCGCAGCAAAGACACUAUGAAGAAGCGCCGAAGUUGGACCGUGCGUGAGAAGCUUAAGUGGGCGCGCCGCUAUCAAGAGCUCGGCUCCUUGAAGAAGACGAGCGUGGAGUCAACCGCGUCUAUCGCCUGCAUCAGACGCUGGUGUGUGGAGGCGGAAGCGGGAAUCGUGGUCCAAGCACAGGACAACAGGUGGAUGGACGAGAGCAUUGUGCAGACCUGGCUGUCCAAGGAGGUGCUGCCCCAUCUGAACCCCCAGCGCGGCCUGAACGCAAGGCGGGCGAUGCUGGUGUUGGACUCCUACCACGGUCACAUCACCCAGACCAUGCUUCAGUCGUACCGCACACAGAGCAUCACCCCUGCAGUCAUCCCCGCGGGUUGUACGAGCCAGAUUCAACCCCUGGACAUCUCCAUCAACCGGUGCUUCAAGGCUGCUGUGCGAGUGCGCUACGCCAGGUGGUUCAUGCGGAACCUACAAAGGCCUCCGCACCCUGUGGUGCUGCAGUGGAUCGCGGAGGCUUGGGAUCAAGUCCCCAAGCAGAUCAUCAUCGACGCGUUCCGCCACUGUGGGAUCUCAAGCAAGCUGGACGGAACGGAGAACCACCUGGUGAUGUCUCACCUGCGCGCCAGGAGCACCACCGAUGUCUCCGCGGACAUGUCCCUCGGGGGGACCACAGGCGACACACGCUUGUCUGUCGAGAAAGUUGAAGUUCUUGCACUGAGUGCGGCUUCAACCAAACAGGUUCCAUCGCCUCUACAGUAA
Closterium sp. NIES-65 is the source of this 1749-nucleotide messenger RNA. NCBI's taxonomy places the organism in Eukaryota, Viridiplantae, Streptophyta, Zygnematophyceae, Desmidiales, Closteriaceae. The record is from the annotation of a GenBank genome assembly.